Messenger RNA from Rotaria sp. Silwood1, 249 nucleotides. Lineage: Eukaryota; Metazoa; Rotifera; Eurotatoria; Philodinida; Philodinidae. The record is from the annotation of a GenBank genome assembly.
AUGCAUGAUCCACCAUUCUGGCAUGGGUUUACUGGUGUUGGACACGUUGCUUACUAUGAUUUAUAUGAUAAUUUGAGUGAUGCUCCACCUGAUCAAAAAAAUUAUUUUGGUCUUCGAGAUUAUUAUUCACUGAUCAAAAGUAUUGUUCGUAAUUUAAUGGAAACAAAAGAAAAAGUAGAUAUCUAUGAAAUAAUUCGACGACAACUUAAAGUUAAUUUUGAUGGUAUUCUUGAUGGUUCAUCACUUUGA